AUGAGCACCAUCAACUCGCAAGAUGAUGAAGAUACAUUUAAAAUACUUAUUGCUACUGAUAUUCAUCUUGGCUAUUUGGAGAAGGAUCCUGUGCGCGGCAAUGAUACCUUUGUAACUUUUAAUGAAAUUCUGGACCAUGCUCAGAAAAAUGAAGUGGACUUUGUUUUAUUAGGUGGGGACCUUUUUCAUGAAAACAAACCUUCCAGAAAAACAGUACACUCUUGUUUGGAGUCACUAAGAAAACACUGCAUGGGUGAUCGUCCUGUUCAGUUUGAAAUUUUGAGUGAUCAGGCAGUUAAUUUUCAUUAUAGCAAGUUUCCAUGGGUGAAUUAUCAAGAUGGAAAUCUCAACAUUUCUAUUCCAAUUUUUAGUAUUCAUGGCAAUCAUGAUGAUCCCACGGGGGCAGAUGCACUGUGUGCAUUGGAUAUUUUAAGCUGUGCAGGAUUGUUGAAUCACUUUGGACGUUCAUCUUCCGUUGAGAAAAUAGAUAUUAGUCCCAUUUUAUUGCGUAAGGGUAGAACAAAAAUCGCUCUCUAUGGCUUGGGAGCCAUUCCAGAUGAGAGGUUGUAUCGUAUGUUUGUCAAUAAACAAGUAACCAUGCUGAGACCAAAGGAAGAUGAAGAUAGUUGGUUUAACUUGUUUGUGAUUCAUCAAAAUAGGAGCAAACAGGGAGCCACCAACUACAUUCCAGAGCAGUUUUUAGAUGACUUUCUUAAUCUUGUUGUGUGGGGUCAUGAACAUGAGUGCAAAAUAUCUCCAUCCCCAAAUGAACAGCAAGGUUUUUUUGUUUCUCAGCCAGGAAGUUCAGUGGUGACAUCUCUGUCCCCUGGAGAAGCUGUGAAAAAACACAUAGGUUUGCUGCACGUUAAAGGGAAAAAAAUGAAAAUGCAGAAGAUUGCUCUAGAGACAGUGCGAACUUUCCACAUGGAGGAUAUUGUUCUAGCUGAUCAUCCAGAUCUUUUUAACCCUGACAAUCCUAAAGUAACUCAGGCAAUACAAGCAUUCUGCAUGGAAAAGGUUGAAAUGAUGCUGGACAACGUAGAAAGAGAACGCUUGGGAAAUCCACGCCAGCCAGAGAAGCCUCUCAUAAGAUUACGAGUUGAUUAUACAGGUGGCUUUGAACCAUUCAGUGUUCAUCGUUUUAGCCAGAAGUACAUGGAUAGGGUGGCUAACCCAAAAGAUAUUAUACACUUCUUCAGACAUCGUGAACAAAAAGAAAAAAAUGACAGUGAUCUUAAUUUUGGAAAACUGGUCAGCAGACCUACUUCUGAGGGAAUGACACUGAGGGUGGAAGACCUUGUAAAGCAGUAUUUUCAGACAGCAGAGAAGAAAGUACAGCUUUCACUUCUGACUGAAAGAGGAAUGGGAGAAGCAGUGCAGGAGUUUGUGGACAAAGAAGAAAAAGAUGCCAUAGAAGAGCUGGUGAAAUUUCAACUAGAAAAAACACAGAGGUUUCUUAAGGAGCGUCGCACUGACGCAGAGGAAGAAAAAAUAGACGAGGAGGUGCGAAAAUUCAGGGAGAGUAGAAAAAAGAAUACUGAAGAAGAGGAUGAGGAAGUUCGUGAGGCAAUGACCAGGGCUAGAGCCCACAGAUCUGAGGAUGCAGUUCUUGUCGCAGCCUCCAGUGAUGAGGAACUCAUGGAUAUGGGGAUGAAAGGCACUGGUGAUUCAGAUGAUGGCCUUCCUGCAACACUGAGCCGUGGAAGGGGUCGGGCAAGAGGUAGGGCAAGAGGUGCAAGAGGACAAAAUCCGACAGCAAGAGGUUCAUCUCGAAGGGGAAGAGGAAGCACUAGCCAAGAGUCAGCUACUAGCAGCAGAACCUACAGGCCUGCAUCUGUGCCUUCCAAGAAUAAGUCCAUCAUGGAUGCCUUCAGGUCUUUGAAACCAGAGUCUUCUUUGAAUUCGUCUAAAUCUUACUCUGAAUUUUUUCAGGAUAUUAUAGAUGAUGACUCUGAUCUAGAAGACGUUUCUAUUGUUCCUUUUUCCAAAGUAAAUCAAAGGUUGUCAACUACAUCUUCACUUAGUAAAAGAGGCUCACAAAGCCAAACACUUAGAGGAGUUGAGUUUGAAUCAGAUGAGGAUGAAUUUGAUCCAUUCAAAAGCACUGCAACAUCAAGAAGAACUAAGUGA
This is a messenger RNA of Mesitornis unicolor (brown roatelo), 2130 nucleotides long. RefSeq names its product MRE11 meiotic recombination 11 homolog A (S. cerevisiae) (gene MRE11). Bases 1 to 2130 code for a protein of 709 amino acids. Gene Ontology annotation, molecular function: DNA endonuclease activity; manganese ion binding; 3'-5'-DNA exonuclease activity. Gene Ontology annotation, biological process: double-strand break repair via homologous recombination; double-strand break repair via nonhomologous end joining; mitotic G2 DNA damage checkpoint signaling. NCBI's taxonomy places the organism in Eukaryota, Metazoa, Chordata, Aves, Mesitornithiformes, Mesitornithidae. Gene Ontology annotation, cellular component: Mre11 complex; nucleus. The record is from RefSeq and is a predicted model, not a curated record. The transcript has 19 exons.